AUGUACCCUCCGAAUGACAACUACUACGGUGGUUAUCCGCCCCAGGAUACAACCGGCCGUUCGAUGGGAGGCGGAUACAACGGCUAUCCGCCCCAGAACAGCGACCGUGCGGGGCCCAGCGUCACCAUCGGCGCCGGACCAAAUGCACGGCCCAACAACCACUCGGAUAUAAACAACCCGUCGGUUGGUGCGGGCAACAAGCGAUUCAGCAUGCCCGAUGCACCACCCUUUGGAGGCGCCUUUAGCAGUCCUAUUCAGUCUGGAGAGCCUGGCGGUUUUGCCAUUCCGGGAUUUGGUGGUGGUGGCAGCGGCUAUCCUCCUCCAGCUCACCGAGGCAGCUACGGCAGCGGAUACCCUCCUGUAUCUGGUGGAUACCCUCCUGUAUCUGGUGGAUACCCUCCAGGGCCCGGCGGAUUCCAGAGUGGGCCUGGUGGGUUCCAAGGUGGAUUCGGUGGAGGGCCUGGCGGUUUUGGUUGCUAUGGUGGAGAACCUGGUGCCUUUAACAACGGGCCUUACCCUCCGAUGAGUGGUCCUCCUGGCGGUUCUGGUGGAUUUGGUAGCCCGGGCGGAUAUGGAGGCCCUGGCGGUCCAGGCGGAUACGGCAGCCCUGGCGGAUAUGGUGGUAAUCCUAGUGGUAACUUUGGUCCGUCGCCGCUACAGCAGAAUCAGCAGCAAAGGCCCAACCUUCCCCCUUCUGCAGAUACCUCUUCCUCCCAGCGGCCGCCGAUGAAUUCCAGCGCACCCAAUAUGGGUAACUAUGGAAAUCAGCAGCAGAGGCCUCCUUUGAUGAACUCCAGCACGCCCGGGAUGGGCACUAACCAGCAACAGAGGCCGCCGCAGCUGCAGCAGCAGCAACAGAGGCCGCCUCCAACGGCAACUUCCCCCCAGCUUCCGACUAUUCGCCCAAGCGUAUACCCGAAGAAACAAAAUAGCAGCACUCGCUGGGAACCAGUGAACAAAUCAACAAAGCACCAUAUUCCAACUGACGCGAUACGCAGCGGUACAUACAAGAACGGGAACAUUUACAUCGGCCGCGCCACAUACAAAGACAGCGUACAAGUCGGAAUGGCCAUUGCAUCCAAGGGCGGGUUGGUCGCACCGUGCAACGGCAGAGCCGUCUUGUUCCGCGAUUACGAGAUUUUAUGCGGAUCGGUAACCGCCUUCAAAUGGAUUCCUAUUCAAGGCAAAUUCACCUUUAAAGCUGUUGUUGGCGGAAAACCCUAUGUUUGUGGCCAGGAUAAGAAGGGUGAGCCCAUUUACGCUGCAUCAACUACUGUUGAUGGCCGUGAUUACGGCGGAAUGGUCAGCGUCAAAACCAAAAACAUGAUCUUUGUGCGUGGAGGAAAGGAGGAAAAGGCCGUUGAUUACUUUGUGUUGUGUGUUGUAGAUUAA
Molecule: messenger RNA, 1392 nt
Organism: Kickxella alabastrina
Lineage: Eukaryota; Fungi; Kickxellomycota; Kickxellomycetes; Kickxellales; Kickxellaceae
Exons: 2
Coding region: 1-1392 (463 amino acids)
Source: RefSeq, a predicted model, not a curated record